Ctenocephalides felis (cat flea) is the source of this 777-nucleotide messenger RNA. RefSeq names its product putative peptidyl-prolyl cis-trans isomerase dodo. The record is from RefSeq and is a predicted model, not a curated record. The transcript is spliced from 3 exons. Gene Ontology annotation, cellular component: cytosol; nucleus. The coding region runs from base 127 to 618 and encodes 163 amino acids. Gene Ontology annotation, molecular function: peptidyl-prolyl cis-trans isomerase activity; protein binding. NCBI's taxonomy places the organism in Eukaryota, Metazoa, Arthropoda, Insecta, Siphonaptera, Pulicidae.
UCUCCGGUCACUCUAUGGCUUAAUUCGAUAGUUGUUGACAGCAUUUUGUCUUACGCUCAGUUCUGUACAAAUAUCGCGGGAUUUAGGCUUGUUGUUUGAAUUUAAGUUAAGUUUAUAGUUCUUAAAAUGGGCGACGAAGAAAAAGAGGUGCAAUUGCCAGCAGGAUGGGAAAAACGUCUUAGUCGAUCGACUGGUCAGCAUUAUUACCUGAAUAUUUAUACAAAAGAAUCUCAAUGGGAUGUACCAGAAAAGCCUGCAGAAGCCGGGCCGCAAGAUGGGCCUGAAACUGUACAAUGCUCACAUUUACUUGUUAAACAUAAAAACUCAAGGAGACCAAGUUCUUGGAGGGAAGGCCAUAUCACAAGAACAAAAGAGGAAGCUUUGGAAUUGCUUGCAUCAUAUCGUGAGGAGAUUGAAACUGGAAAAUCAACAUUUGUGGAUUUGGCACAGAAAUAUUCAGAUUGCUCUUCAGCUAAAAGAGGUGGUGAUCUAGGUCCGUUCCAGAGAGGAACAAUGCAGAAGCCAUUUGAAGAAGCUGCUUUUGCUUUGAAAGUAGGAGAAAUGUCACAAACAGUUGACACAGAUUCUGGAGUUCACAUCAUUUUGCGCACUGCUUAAAAUUACAAAUUAUUACAAAUAUCAAAUAGAUGUUAAGAAGUUGUCUUAUUUACUAUUUUAUAGAUACUGGCUCUUGUUAUUUUAUGAAAUAGCAUGUUGAAUUUGUCUGUAUCUUCUGUAUCUUAUGUGUAAUUUUAUCUGCACAACCGUAGCUAUUAA